This is a messenger RNA of Zonotrichia albicollis (white-throated sparrow), 2290 nucleotides long. The record is from RefSeq and is a predicted model, not a curated record. NCBI's taxonomy places the organism in Eukaryota, Metazoa, Chordata, Aves, Passeriformes, Passerellidae.
UGUUUUCCUCUUUAGAUGAUUUUAAGCCAGCAUCGAUUGAUACGUCUUGUGAGGGGGAUCUCCAAGUGGGUAAAGGAGAUGAUGUUACCAUCACUUUGCCACAUAUUCCAGGUUCAACUCCACCAAUGACUGUCUUUAAAGGAAAUAAAAGGCCGUAUCAGAAGGACUGUGUGCUUAUUAUCAAUCAUGACACUGGGGAAUAUGUGCUGGAAAAACUUAGUAGCAGCAUUCAAGUCAAGAAAACAAGAGCAGAGGGCAGUAGUAAGAUCCAAGCCCGAAUAGAGCAACAGUCUGCCCGAGCAUCUCAGCCUCCUUCACAGUUCAGAGCCCCAACCAAGCCAGCAGUUGGACCUAAAACUUCUCCUUUGAAGGAUAAUCCUUCACCAGAGCCCCAGCUGGACGAUAUUAAGAGAGAACUGAGAGCAGAGGUUGAAAUUAUUGAGCAGAUGAGCAGCAGCAGUGGAAGCAGCUCAUCGGAUUCAGAGAGCUCAUCUGGGAGUGAAGAUGAAAGCUCCAGCAGCGAGGGGGAAGAGCCAGCACACGUCUCCCCUUCCCAGCCACCACACCAGCAGUACAACAACAGGAAUGCUGUUGCUAAUGGCACCAGCAGGCCACAGGGAAGCAAUCAGCUCAUGAACACGCUCCGAAAUGACUUGCAGUUGAGUGAGUCUGGGAGUGACAGUGAUGACUAGAGGCUGAGCUUUUGCUGUUUCUGUUACAUAUACAUGAAGAACUAAUUUACCUUGAAGUGAUCCUAUUGCUUAUGAAGAGGAGCUGGCACAGAGAUGGUUCCAUGUGUGGAAUUUUAAUAGAAGAAAUGCAUAGCCCUACAAAAUAGCAGAUGUUGAGGACUGUUUUACUGUGUGAAUUACAUGUAUAUAUUGUGUAUAUUCUUAUUCUGCUAAAGCUUUGAGUACAUAUGUACAGUGAGUGAGCCAAUGUAUGUUCCUGUCCACCAUCUGUAAGUUUAACUUGUAAUUAUGUGAGGUCAUCUGAAAAUCUCUUGUUUGUAGGGUAUGUGCAGUGCAUCAUGACUUUGUUGGGGGACUUUUGUAUAUAGGGUGAGCAUGUGCCUACAAUGAGUUUAAAAAAACAUGCAGGAGCUAGUGUGUGCACUGAAGUGGGACUGCCAUAAAUUAAGUUUCAAUACUAAAUUGAUUUCUUUGGUUUGGGACUUUUUUAAUGCCUUUUUAUUGCUAUUUAUGGUUGAUUUAAUAGACUGACUUUUAAACAGUUGGACAAUAGGAAUGAUUAAACCAUGUUUGUCACAAACCUUGCUGCAUCAGUGCCUUAUGAGCAGGUUUUUUAAAUAGUGCUUCAAUUCCUGCCACCUUCCCUGUAUGGAGCAAUACUGAAACCUCCUCAGAUUGCUUCUGCAAACAAGAGCUGUGUGUCACAUACUGCCUGCUGUGCUCUAAGGGCAGUGUCUCUAGCAAGAUAAAGGAUACACAUCAAUCACCUAAACUCAUCCAAGUAGGAAUCAGAUAAUCAUUCUCUUUAGAAACUGAAGGGUCCCAUUUAACUCAGACUUUCAGACCUAGUCUUCAGAAAUACUUACAAUCCCAACUACUAGUGACAUUGCAAUGCCACAAAUGCAAAAUAUUUGACUUAUUGAAAUUCUAAGACUGGAGCCCUCUUUGCAGUUUCCUAGAGAGUGCAAAAAGAAGAGGUGACAAAACAAGCAGCCAUGAAACAGCAGAAGUCUUUCUCCCACCACAGUUGUAAAGGUAGACUUUAGUCCAUACUGUUCAUUGGAUGAACCUCUUUGUGCUUGGCAGGAGUACACAGAACAUGAAAUAUUUGCCAAGGGUGAAAUUCACCCCUGUUUAAAGGGUGUUUAAAGGGUGCUUAGUUGGAUUAUUAUUAACUUUUUUGCUCACAUGGAAAAUGAGUGCCAUAGGCAGCCUCUUGUGACUUUUUAAAAUCAAAAUUCUGCUGACAUAGGACAAGUUGCACCUUAGUUGUGGUGUAAUCCUGAGGAAUGGGAAGCUGAAUCAAAUGCCUCCCCAUUCUCAGGUCUCUGCUUUGCACUGCUCUCAUCUGUCAGUUUGUGUUUUAACUCCUGUUUGUUUACUGAGCUCUGUCAUUUUUUUUAACAUGUUGAAGAGCAAGGGGACAUUUGAAGGGAGAUUUUAUUAAAUGGUUUAUUUUUUUGCAUUAGAUACAUAUUUAGGCAUAUUUUUGCAUUAUUGUACAUACAUUAAAAAUACUUGGUUUUUUUAAAGUGUUUUGUGAUGUAGGUAUGUAUUUUAAUGGACAAUUAUGAAAUAUACUUGAUGAAAAGCCACAA